This is a messenger RNA of Caenorhabditis sp. 36 PRJEB53466, 1640 nucleotides long. Lineage: Eukaryota; Metazoa; Nematoda; Chromadorea; Rhabditida; Rhabditidae. The record is from the annotation of a GenBank genome assembly.
AUGACCGCAGCGGAUAUGCAGUCGACAGUGGAUGACAUGCAGUUGGCGGCUUCGAUGCAGAUGAGCAAUUCGCAAAGAAUGAGCUUCGCUAUUCAUGAGAUUCUCGGAAUUCAGGUGAUAUCCACUGGGUUUCUGACCUUUCCCUUACUGUUUCUGUUCAGGGAAACGCGUACCUUUCCCAUGGAUACUGUCCUCAAGGGACUUUCUUCACAAAUCAACCGAAUUUCAUGGACAUCAGCUCCUGUGGAGUUUCCAGUUUUGAUCGUUCUCUUUGUGCUACCGAUGGUCUCGGGAACGUUCAAACGGCCGCUCCUCUGAUGUAUCGAAUGCCUACCCAGACGACUCAAUCGUUACCGUUGGUGGAAUCUCAGACUCAGAUCAGCUCGACGAGUAAUUCUUCGUCCGCUUCCAAUUCGAACACUUCUGGUAACGGUGGGGGUGGAGGAGGCGGAGGAAAAGCAAAUAAACGGAAGAAAAGAAGACAUCGUACCAUCUUCUCUCAAUACCAAAUCGACGAACUCGAGAAAGCAUUCCAAGAUGCUCAUUAUCCGGAUGUGUACGCACGCGAAGUGUUGGCCGGAAAAACGGAACUUCAAGAGGAUCGGAUUCAGGUCAGUUGGGAUCUUAUUCCAAAACCAAUUACGUGCUUCCAUUUCGUUUUAUUUAAUUUUAUCGGCGCGCUUUUAUUGGCGCUAAUUUCCCGAGUGCUCUUUGUCUCGUCUCAAAGUUGACGGAGGGACGACGGCGAAGGGAAGUGUCAAUUGAAUUUCCUGCGUGUGGAGACUGCCAAUUGACUGAAACACGCUCUCCGGAUGCUUCAGCACACCCUGCAACCCGAACCCUUCCCGAAAGAUUAACCCUAUCCCAACAAAUUCACACGGUCCCUUGGAAACCAAACACCAUUCUGUUUAGCUAAACACAUUCGCCUCUUGUUUUCAGGUAUGGUUCCAGAACCGAAGAGCCAAGUGGCGCAAAACAGAGAAAACGUGGGGCAAGAGCACGAUAAUGGCAGAGUACGGACUGUACGGAGCGAUGGUUCGUCAUUCGCUUCCUCUUCCGGAAACGAUCACGAAAAGUGCGGAGACGUCGGAUCCACAACAAAGCGCUGCUCCAUGGCUUUUAGGUUAGGUUUUUUACCAUGUCCAAAUCUUCCUAGCUGUAAUUGAAUUAUCACAAUUAAAUGGCGAGAACCUCUCCGUAUUACUCUCUAAUGUAGUGUCAAUGUAAUUGGAACGCAACGCAACAACGCCUGCGCAAUACGCACCUGUCCGAGCUCAAAAGCCACUUUCAGGAAUGCACAAAAAGAGUCUGGAAGCAGCAGCAUGUCUGGAAAGCGUUGAGAAAUGUGAUCUCUCGGAUAGUGACGACGACGAGCGUCCGACUCAUCACAUGUCGGUCAAGCAGGAGUACAAGGUGAGCUACAUCUUCUCGUUUCGUUUUCAUGCUCUGCCUAAUCAUUUCAGCCGUCGAACAUUCCGGAACGCUCGGCGGAGCUCGUCUCUCAUCAACAACCAACUCUCAAUUUCGACGUGAAUCUUGUUGAUACCUCUUCCCUUUCCCAAUUACAUUUCCCGACCGCCCAAAUGAUUCCGGCGAACAGUUCGCUGAAGCUCUACCAUGAUUACACCAACUCAUUGUAA